Messenger RNA from Mercenaria mercenaria, 486 nucleotides. RefSeq lists its product as uncharacterized. Lineage: Eukaryota; Metazoa; Mollusca; Bivalvia; Venerida; Veneridae. The transcript is spliced from 2 exons. The coding region runs from base 1 to 486 and encodes 161 amino acids. The record is from RefSeq and is a predicted model, not a curated record.
AUGGAAAGUAGUGAAAAGAAGCGAAAAAGAGGAGCUACAAAGCACUGUGCGUAUGGAAAAUGUAACAGUGAUUCACGGUACCUAGAUCGACCCGAGAUGAAAGAUGUAUUUUUCAUCCGAUUUCCGAAACCAGGAAAGGACUUUGAAAAGUGUGUUCGCUGGGUGAAAGCCUGCAGUAGGAAAGGUUUUGAUGAAACAUGGGUGAAGAAGGACACCUACAUUUGCAGUAUACAUUUUGUAGGUGGAAAAGGUCCCACCGAUCUCCACCCAGAUCCGAUCCCUGCAAACGCCACGAAAUACGAUGUCCAGCGAUUUCAAAAGACACCCAGAAGGAAAGUACAAAGAUGUUUUUCUCUCGCAGAAUCACAAAACACAAACAGGAAAAAUGUCAGCUUAUCUAAACCGUUGCAGUACCAAAGGCAUGCUGAGCAAGAAGUCGCAGAGAUUUUACUGUCGUUAAGUGAAAAUGUAGUAUUUAGUUUAUAG